Messenger RNA from Parasteatoda tepidariorum (common house spider), 818 nucleotides. RefSeq lists its product as uncharacterized. NCBI's taxonomy places the organism in Eukaryota, Metazoa, Arthropoda, Arachnida, Araneae, Theridiidae. The record is from RefSeq and is a predicted model, not a curated record.
UUAAUAAUGUUAAAAAUAUGCAGAAAAAUAUUGUAUUUCAGCAACAGUUAACAAUAUGACUUUUGACAAGUAGGCUAUAAAUACAAAAAAAAGUGCUGAAAUAAUGUUGAAAAAGCUUUAAAAAACAGCCGUAGGAAGAGGAUGCUUAAAUAUUUCCUCAACAAAUUAUGACACAUUGUAUAUUAUAUAUCACUCUGCAUGAAGUUAUGACCUAUUUAAACUAUGCACUUGAAUACUUUCCUUGUAUAUUAUAUUGCUGUAUGAAAAGGUACUUGAACAUUUUUCCUGUUCUCUUUCACUGAGAUAGAUGGACAUUUUCCCUUAGUAUAUAUAGCAGAAAGUUGAAAUUAGAGGUAAAAGUACUUAUCUUUGUUGGAAAGAAAUGCAGUCUUUCCAACUUCUGUUGCUGUUAAUGGCUAUUAACCUAUGUUUAGCCAUGUUUCAUCCGAAAGGAGAUUUAGACGGACUUGAGGAAAAUGUAUUAAUCAGAAACAGACGGUCAAUGGAUCGAUCUAGUCCAAGUACUAGAUCAAAUUCCAAUUCUAGUGGUGGUGGUAAUAGUCGUAGACAAAAUCGAAAUUCCAACGAUCAAAACUCGUCAAGCUCUGGAAACAAUAGAGGAAGUGGGAGGAAUUCAAAUCGUACUGGAGGGAAUAAUGGUAAUGGAGGAGGAAGAAGACGAGGAAAUGGAAACAAUCGCAGGUCUACCAUGGAUUCAAGUUCUUCCACAACACAGAUGGAUAGCGAUUAUUGAGCUAUUUUUUGAAAAACUUUUUUUUCCAGUGUGAUUAUUGAAUAAAAAUUUUAUAUUAUCUGCA